Rotaria sordida is the source of this 1227-nucleotide messenger RNA. Lineage: Eukaryota; Metazoa; Rotifera; Eurotatoria; Philodinida; Philodinidae. The record is from the annotation of a GenBank genome assembly.
AUGUUUCCAACUCCUGAUUUAUCUCAUUUGACUCGAAAUGAUUAUAAUCAAAUCUAUGAACCAGAUGCUGAUUCAUUUCUUCUUCUUGAUGCUUUAGAAUUAAAAUUAAAUGAAAUUCUUGAACAAAAACCUUUUAUUAUAUUUGAAUUUGGUUCUGGUUCAGGUUUAAUAACAACAUUUGUUGCUAAACAUUUUUGUUUAACAUCAUGUCUUUUUUUUACUAUUGAUAUUAAUCCUUAUGCAUGUUAUUCAACUAAAAGAACAUUUCAACAAAAUAAUCUUCAUAAAAAACAUUGUUUAAAUAUAAUUCAAUGUAAUUUAGCUGAUCCUUUAAUUGAUCGUUUAUCAUCAAAAGUUGAUUUAAUACUUUUUAAUCCACCAUAUGUACCAACAGAAACAUCUGAUGUUAAAGAAGUUAUUGAAAGAACUUAUGCAGGUGGUAAACAAGGUAUUGAAGUUAUAGAAAAAGCUAUUGAACAAGCAAGUCGAUUACUUUCUUCUAAAGAUGAAUUAUUCAUUAUUUCCUCAAUUUUAUCUACUAUUCAAUAUCAUCAAUUUAUAGCUGGUCUUUUCGGUGGAAUUAUUUCAUCAAUUGUACCUCAUCCAUUUGAUCUAAUUAAAAUAUGUUUUCAAAGUGGUCUGCAAGGUUUAUAUGAAGGUGUAAUAUCAAAUGUUGUUGAAAAUGGAAUAUCUUUGGGUCUUUAUUUAUUUAUAUAUAAUACAAUUAUUGUUUUAAAUAAUGAUCAAGAUAAAAUAAAAAAUUUAACAUUUUAUUAUCGCACAAUUUAUUCAACAACAGCUGGUUUAUUAACAAUUAUUUUAACAAAUCCAAUGUGGGUUAUAAAAACAUGUCUUACACCUGGUUUAGUUGGUAUAUUUCAUGGUACAAUACAAUUUUCAUCUUAUGAACAAAUGAAAAGUUUCUAUGUGAACCCAUUUCAUACAACGUAUUUUCUUACAUCAGUUGUUUUAACAUUUUCAGCUUUAUCAAAAUUUAUUGCUGCAACAUCGACAUAUCCAAUACAAGUUAUAUGUACACGUUUACAAGAUCAACAUCAAAGUUAUAAUGGUGUACUAGAUGUUAUUAAGAAAACAUAUAAACGAAAGGGUAUUAGUGGAUUUUUUAAAGGUGUAGUACCAGCACUUUAUCGUGUUAUACCAGUUAGUUGUAUAACAUUUGUUUCCUAUGAAUUUAUUCUAUACGAAUUAAAACAUGGAAUUAUUUGA